This is a messenger RNA of Bactrocera dorsalis (oriental fruit fly), 11325 nucleotides long. RefSeq names its product zinc finger protein jing (gene jing). Gene Ontology annotation, cellular component: ESC/E(Z) complex. The transcript is spliced from 8 exons. Lineage: Eukaryota; Metazoa; Arthropoda; Insecta; Diptera; Tephritidae. Gene Ontology annotation, biological process: regulation of transcription by RNA polymerase II. The record is from RefSeq and is a predicted model, not a curated record. The coding region runs from base 3157 to 10593 and encodes 2478 amino acids.
UAGAUUAGAGAACCCCACAACUGGUGGCGCACGAAUUGCGUCGAGCUGCGAAACAGCAGCGACAACAGCUCAGUCUUCAAUGAGCGUUCGCUUUUUGUGUUACUCCAAACGGCUCUUGGUUGUGCACGCCACGCACGCGACCGUUCGACGAACACACCGAGCGCGGAAAGCUACUUGAGACGUAGCUCAUACUUGGGCUUACUGCAAAAAAACGCUAUUAAAUAUUUAUUACGAUUUAAGUGCUUGCAACUAACUAAUGGCCGCACGACGGCAACGCAACGGAAGUGAACGUUGAAGUUGAAAAGACGACGAGUGCAAGAACAGUGUGAUGCACGGCAAAGGUGCGUAUAUAAAAAUACAAACCAACGUUUAAUUAUGUGUUCAAGCUCAAGAAGUGUGAUGGCAAUAGAAAUUUGAAUAAUUCAUCAAAAACAACAACAACAACAUACGCGAUCAUUCAUGUUCAUUAAAAUGCAAGGCAAACUAAUUUUGUCUACGCUAGUACAACAAACCGUGGUCAACUUGAAAACAACAACAAAAAUUACUUAACUAAUACCCACAAUACAACAACAACUUGCCAGCAUAUACAUACAUACACGUUUCGUAUAAAUUAAGUAAGAUUAAGUGCGCGCAUUGAAACAAGUGCGAAAAAUAAAAAUAAAUCCCAACAACAACAACAACAAACAAUCAGUUGCAACUCAGCGAGUAAGCAAAAAAAUCGAUUACCGUAAAAUUUAUGCGUUCGCUGACGUUUUGCGAACCGUUAGAAUUUUUCACACGCUCAGCGCGCUGUCAAAGCGCUUGCACAGGCGGCGGCGGCCACAGGGACGCAAACGCGCCGAACAAGAAGUUCUUGUGCGAAAUUAGCGAACUGACUGACCGACUGGCGCGCCAGCGAAGCGGAAGGCGAGGAAGUGCCAGGCCAGCCAGCAGCUAAGUUCAUUCUAAGUGCAUUGGCGGCCAUUUACGACGGCCAACAAAGAGCCAUUGUGCACGAGUGUAUCAUAAGCCGCUUUGGGCCGACCACGUACCGUCGAUUGGUAUGUGCAUGUGUGUGUGUGCGUGUGAGUGAAGUGCAUAUAGAAGUUGAAAUGCGAAAAAAGCAACGCGAACGCGCGAAACCGGUUACUUGUUGCAGUUGUAUUUGAACCCUUCCGUGCAAAACAUAAAUAAAUAAAUAAAAAAGAAACAAAAACAAAAACCGAAACAAAACAAAGCCACGAAACGAGCAGGCAGGCAGCAGGUUAUUAGGCAUCCGCAGCCGCAGACGCGCGGUGAAUUUCGGAAAUUCACAAAGCACGGAAAACAAAAAGCCACAAGAAAGAACAACAAAAACAAACAAAAAGACGACAAAGAGCACCAGAACCAGUCAGAAGUUAAAAGUUGUUUGCUGUCGGUGAAGUCAGUGCAAAAAGCGAAAAGCACUAGCACAACAACAACAACGACAACAGUAAAAGCGACAGCCACAACAACAGCAACCGCAAGCAAAACGCAAACGAGCAGCCACUGCAGUGCACGGCGCAGUAGCAGCGGCAGCAAAACUAGCAGUAGUGUUGGCAGUGGAGCAGUAGUGGCAAUUGUGGCAGCACAACGGCAACACCGUGCAAGCACAAAGCAGCGGAAAUCGAAACUGAAACGCAAAUAGCGCGAACAAGAGGAAGCAGCAAAGUUGUACUCAACGUUUUGGCGCAUGCAGUAUGCCGACGGCAAACGCGUCCGUGCAGCAAUCAAGCCAGCGUUGCUUAACUUUGUGGGAAAUUGAAAGCACGUAGUGUAUUUUUUCGAAAAUUUAGUGGAAAAUUCUGAAUAAAUUGAAUAUUUGUGUGAAAAUUUGUUAGAAAAUACGAAAUAAAUUGAAUAUUUGUGUGAAAUCGCAAGUGAAAUGUGUGUAAAAAAUACAGUUGUUUAUAAAAUAACGGCGUGUAGUGGCUAAAAAAUACAGUUAAAUAUAGAAUAACGGCGUGUAGUGCCAUUCGUGUGUAAAUUCACGCUAAAAAAGUGCAGAAACAAAAAAAAAUUUGGAAAAAAUAUUGAAAAAAAAAUUUUGGAAAAAAUAUUGAAAAAGGUUUUUGAUACGAUUUGCAAAUAGUUUUAAGUAAAUAUAAUUAAUGUGCAUUUUUUGUUGUACGAAUGCGUCAACUUUUUGAAAAAUUAAAACGAAGCGCAAAUAUUUGCAGAGGCAUAAUUUUGAUGAAAUUUGUGCAGCAAUUUUGCUGUUGUGUGUUUUUAAGCAAAAAUUUACGUUAAAAUGUUAUGCAAUGAAGUGUUAGCGGUGAACAUUUUUAAAAAUUGAGCGUGUGGACUUUCACAAAAGUGCUAAAUUAGAAAGAAAAUAUUGAAAAUUUUCACAAACUUUCACAAAAGUGCAAAGUCAAAACGAAAAUAUUGAAAAUUUUCAGAAAAACGGCGAAAAAUUUAAAAGAAAAUUUUGAAAUUUUUAAGAAAAACGAGAAAAAUUGAAAAAAAAUAUUCAAAAUUUUUAAUGAAAGCGAAAAAAAUAAAAAUAAAAUUUUGAAAAUUUUUAAAGAAAGCGAGGAAGUGCUAAAAUUUUCUUUUAACGCAUGCGCAGAGAAAUAAAUUUAAAAAAGUUAAAAAAGUGUAAAUUUCGAAUAAAGUGGCAGCAUUAAUAAUGCAGUGUCGGGAAGCAUAAACUUUUUCAUCGAUUGCAUAAAAACUAUACCCAAAAUGAUUACUUAAAAACAGGAGAAAAUCGGUACUAAUGCAUGCUUAUAAGAAAUUAAUUAAUUUUGGCUAAAAUUUAUUCGCAAAUCCGUUGAAAAUGUGUGCGCGCUGACGAGUGAAUUUUGAUAAUCGAAAAAGUUAAAAAAAAGUAUAAAAAUAAAUAAUUUGAUAAUUAAAAAUAAUUAAAAAAAAAGUUGUGGAGAAAUGUGUUAAUUAAAAGAAAAAAAUUGUGUACAAAAUAUGCCAUGCAACAACUGGGCCUCAACAAGUUGCUAGUAUAACUUAGUGGCCAACGUGCAACAAGUGGCAAGAUGCCUGCAGCGUGCAACAAAACUCACUUGCGCCUAAAAUUAAUAUGCAAAAUGCGAAAUAAACCAAGCAGUGUGUGAAAAUUAAAAAAAAAAUAUAUAAAACCCGUUAAGCAAAUAGUUGUAUGUGUGUAGUGAAGAAUUAAGCAUAAGUGUUAUUAAAACAAUGUCUGCCACUUCAAAGACAAAUAUAACAACAGACUGCGCAAAUAAUAACGCCAACACUACUGCCAACAACAGCACGUCCACCAGCAACAACAAUAGCAGUAGCGCUAGCGCAACGCUUGUGAGCAAUAAAUUAGAAAUAACAACAAUAAAUAGCAACAACAACAACACUGCCAUAAAAAAUACCUCAGCAGCAGCCGACACAAGCGCCACAAAGCAGCCAGCUGAAGCCGCCACCAACGUUGCGCCGCCAGUUUCGCUCUUCGAUCAGCUCAAGAAUAGCGCCAAUCUCAAUAAUAUCAAAUGCGGCAACAACAACAACAACAUCGACGAUAGUAAAUUUAAAACUUCGCGGAAUCUCACCGAUUGGCGUAGAUUGGCCGAUGAUGAUAGCAGCAACAAUAGCGCGUCCAGUUGUAGCAGCAGCAGUGGCAGCGAUAGCAGCAUUUGCAACGUCGGCGGCACUGCAGCGAGUAUUGGCUUGCAUGAGCGCACGUUUAUAGACUCUUUCCAGCAGCAGUUUGUGGCCGCUGUUUUAGGCAAAGCCAGCAACAGCAGCAACCCUAGCAACAGCAGCACACUAAAGACAAUCAAAAAAGUUACAACACCAUUCACUGCCAAAUUGGACCAUGCCACAGCGAGCAACAGCAAUUGCAGUAGUGUUAGUGUAAGCAAAAUGCAUGGGAAAGAAUUCGUUAAGACGUCGGCCGCAAAGGAGCUUGCGCUGGUGACAAGUGUCGGUGACAGAAAAGAUGCGGAGGCAUGCAACAACAUUUUAGAUCUCACUUUACAACCCGCCGCCAAGCGUAAUAUGUGCUUAAGAGCGCCGGCCAACAAAGGCAAGACUGAAAUGAAGGCCACAGCCACUGCCACAGGCGAUGCAAGCAACCAUGCCACAGCGGCAGCUACAUUAUGCAAGAGCAGCGUGGACAAGUCAAGCGGCAACACCGCCAACAGCCCGUGUGGCAGCAAAGCUGAUGCGCGUGUUGACAGCAAAUUGUGCAACACCACCGCAAACGCCUGCAAUACCGUUAAUCAGGCGGGUAGCAGUGAGAGCGAAAGUGUCAGCAAGCAUGGCAACAACAAAAGCAAUAGCAAUGUUAGCGAACACAAUAGACUGAGCCACGGCAAUGCUAAUUGCGUGUCAACAAAGCUGGCCGGCGCGAGCCCGCAACAGCAAACACAACAACCACCGCAAAAGCAAAUAAAAUUCCCCAUGCCCACACUGCCACCGCCCUCAGCGGCGGUGAGUGCCGCAGCGAAGCCCGCUGUCGAUAGUAAAAGUCGCAAAGGCAAUAACAAUUCAACAACAACUGCAACGGCUGGCAGUGUCGGCAUUGUGCGUGGCACUAAGCGCGCAGCCGGUGCCCCAACAGAUGCUAAUGGACCUGCCGCAACGUCUUUGGAUAGCUUCACUACACCGGCCUCUGUGGCACCGCUAACGGCGCAUUACUUCGCGCUAACCAAGCGACAAAAGCAGGCGUCCACAGCUACAACAACAAUGAACAAUUCCGCACAUUCCACCGGUUUACUAAGUGAUCAACAACAAAAACAAUAUAUGGACAAUUUACGCGCUUUACUCGACUCGGAUAAGCUAAGUUCGGUUUACGCGCGUAACCAGAGCGGCAGCGACCUCAAGUCUGUCGUCUACUCAGCGCUCACGAGUGCUUUAUGCGGCGGUAACAGUGCUACGGCCACAGCGGCUAGCAAGCUGCUGGCAGCCGCUAAUCAAGCGAAAAAGAAACGGAAGAAGAAACGCUGCACGGACCGGUGUGAUUCAUCGGAAUCUUCGGACAGUGGUGUCGUGAUAUCCCUUAGCAGUACGGACUCUAGCACUGGUUGCAGCGAAGAUGCUUCGGAGCCGGGAUCGCCAUUUAGUCAGAACUCAAUAAUAGGUGACGAACAGCAUAGCAACUCGCCCGCCAAGGCCAAUAAAAGCAGCGCUGAAAACCAUACAAUCAUGCCACCACAAACUACAAUACUGGCUGCGGCGAAUAACAGUACCACCAGCGGACAAGCUACCAGUAAUAGUGCGAAUGGAUCGACCAACGGUACUAGCGGUUAUACACAAACUGUCACAGGAACAAAUAGCAAUAACAGCAACAACACUGCCAAAUUAAAACAAAUUCAACAACAACAACAACAACAAAAGAACAAUAACACUGCCACUGUCCGCAAUGGACUCCCUACUCUUCAAUGGCCGUGGAAUAUACCGGCAAGUAGUAGUACUGCACACACCACAAACACAUCAGCAUCCGUGCAAAACAGCAAGAAACGCGGUGCCGUUAGUGCGAACACCGCAGACAAUAGCUCAGGUAAAAAGGCACGAAACACAAGUGCAGAUAGUACAACAAAUGGUGCAACCGCAGCAUCAACUGGCAACGCGUCUGCAGUCAGCGCUGCAAAAAGACUGAAAGCGGCAGCAUUGGAGGAGUCGCAAACAAAAAUAACUGGUUACUUCAAGUCUCAAAUGAAGUCUCAAAUUCAUCAAAGUAACCUAACAAAGCGCAAUAUGGAAUCUGUACUGAUAGCCACAUGCAGUUCAUCAAGCUCGGGUCUCAACACAACUUCGCUUACGAUGAGUGCGCCGGCCACCACAGCAUCACUAAAUAAAUAUUUCAACAUUUUAGAACAGUUGAAGGAAAAUAGCCACAAUAACGGCAGCGGAAGUAGUAACAGCAAUAAUGCUACUAUUUCAAAGCCAACACUAGUUGCUUCAUCUUCAUCAUCCAUAAAUAGUAAUAUAAUUGCAGCAGCACCACCUACGCCGACGUCUAUCGCUCCAGCCGCUUCCACAUAUGUUGCGCCAGCGUCCGGAUCGGGUGGCGUCGUAGCCCUGACUUCCGCUACCGCCAUGUCCUCCAUGCCUGUGCCUGCUUUGAAGAAAAUCGAACGCAGCAAACCGACUAAAAUAGCGCAGGUCGCACCGAAUUUACGGAAAACCCCUUCCGCUUCGGGCAACUACAGCGGUGCAACAGGCAAAUCUCCAGCAAAGAAACAUGUCGCUAUAGCGCCGAGAACGCCCGAAAUGAAACAGCAACAAAUGCAGCAGCAGCAACAACAGGCGGCAGCGAAAGCCGAAGCAGCUGCAGCCAAACAAACAAGCACAGCGGCAAGCACCCAACAGUCCCAAACUGCAACGCAAGUGAGUGCAAAUCAGCCCGCAGUCCUACUUACAGCGAUACGUUUGCCUACACAAACAACAACGGCAUCGACACCGACGGCGUCCGCGCAACUAAAACAAACUGUAUCACCACCGAAAUUAACACCGGUUGCAACUGCUACUGCGACCACCACAACCGCCGCACCCGCCACCGGACAAACGCUUUAUCAAUUGCCCGCAGUACAACUGCCGAAUUUAGUGCAACUGCCGCAGUUGUUGGCUGCCACCAAUGGUGCCAAUAUCAUGCAGUUGAACAACGUGGCCACCGCCGCUAAAAACGCCAAUGCCACAGCGUCUGCCGCAGCCGCAGCUACAUCUGCGCAGGCUGCUCAAGCUGCAGCCGCGCAAUAUUUCCUCAAUGGCACCGUCUUCAAACUGCAGCAAUUCACAACAGCGACUACCACGACGGCAACGUCCGCUGUAGCCGCCGCCAGUGCCGCCGCAACCGCGAAUCCAUUCAACCUGAUGACUGCCGCAGACCUACAAGAAAUACUCAUUAAGCAGCAGCAACAGCUUCAACAACAGCAACAACUGCAAUUGCAACAACAACAGAAAGCGGCUGCAGUAGCUGCAGCAGCAGCGGCGUCAGCCACUGCCCAAGCUACCAACACUAGUUUCCAAGAGAUCUUCCAGCAGCAAAUUGCCGCGGCUAUUGCGGCAAAUCAACAGCAACAACAACAGCAGCAGUUUCAACAGUUGCAACGCUUGGGCGCCGCCGCUGCACAGCCGGUAUUCAUGGCCACUCCAGCUGGCCUACUAUUGAACGCCGCUUCACUGCCGGCUAUGCUGGCACAAGCGGCCGCUGCUUUGGCAGUCAAUAACAACCAGCAGCAACAGCAAAAACAAAUGCAAAUGCAGCAGACCCAUCCACAGCAGCUGCCGGCACUGCAGCCAAUACAACCCAGCGCCUUGCCUGCGCUAAGUUCCAUUUUUGCUGGUGCAGCGCAGCAACAACAGCAGCAGCAGCCUCACUCCUCCCACGACCAGCAUACUGACUUCCAGCAGCAACAGCAACAAUUGCUAGCGUUUUUGCAACAACAACAGCAGCAGCAACCUCAAUUCAUAACAACAAGCCAGCCACCUCCGUUAUCAGCUGUAAAUUCGACUUCGCCGCAAACUGCAACUGCCGCUGCCACUCUAACGCCACUGCCAAUAAAUGCGUCUUCAACCGCAACUCCUGCAAAUAACGCAAACACUGCCAAACUGGCCAUAGUAAAAGCGACCACUGCCUCCACACAACCGCAACAGUUUGCCGCGCUCAAUUCGCAACCGCCUCCAUUAGUCACCAUUUCACACGGCAAAGCACGAGCGACUGCAAUAGCACCGGCCACAGCCAUCAGCGCCGUCUCCAACGCUAAUGCAACGGCGAAUAAGCCGGCCGCAUUGGCGAAGCCAUAUCAAAAGCGCAUGCCGAAGGUGGCGCCUGCGCCUGUGCCAGUAGCGCCAGCACCGAGCAAGCCCGUGCUGACAAGCGCUAAAGCGAAAAUCUCUACCGGCUGCAAAAUCAUUGCCACACCCACCACCCCGCCGCCACUAGUACCCGCUCUCAGCAGCAAUAACAGUAGUGGUAUUAGCAGCGUGGCCUCCACACCCACCAGCCGUGCCGCUCCAGUGGCGAAGCAACUGCUACCGACCAGUGGACUGCCUACGCCGGCGCUCAUUAGCAUUGCACCCGCACCUGCGACAAUCACAACAACCACCACUGCCGCAAUUAGUGCAGCGGCUGUGCCGAGUGCCAUGAAAGUAACUGCUUUACCGCCACUUGCGCCCAAACUAACGCCGGUCGCCGCAUCGAUAACAACAACGGCUGUGUCAUCCACCGCGGUAACGGCAACUGCAGCGAAGGCGAUCUCAGCGAGUGCUGCCGUCACAGCAACAACCACCACAACAUCCACUCCAGAUCUCUUCGAUUUAGUAAAGAAUUCGAAUGGCGCCAUCACUAUAUCAGCACCAACUACUAUUAGUAACAGCAAUAACAACAAAUGUCACAACAAUACAUUCAAUAAGUGCGCAGCACUACUGCCAUCAUUCUGCAACUCAUCGCUGUCAUCAUAUUCAUCUGCAUCAUCGCCCUCGCUCUGCUCCUCCACGCAUACCGUGUCCAGCGAUGGCUUUUGCUCGAAGAUCAAGGAGGAGCCGCUGGACGAGGUGGCCAAUGCUCCCUCAGCCAACACUUCGGAUAGUGGUAUCAAAUUAGAGAGCUUCAAUGCGUCCACACAUAGCCAAAUGUUAUCGGCAGAUAUUAAGGUCGAACUAAUGGAGGACACUACCAAAAUGUAUCCGUCAACCGUCAAUAGUAUUUCGACCAGCAUUGGCAACAGUAUCACGCACGGGAAUGAUUACUCGUCGUAUUCCUUCAGCUCACACUCGAAUUCGGUCUCCUCGGCCGCUGAUCUUUCACUAGAAGCAUCUACCCCACCGUCGCUCUCUUCCUUGUCCGCCUCUUGCUCAUCCGCACCCUCGCCGGUACCUUCAUCAUCGGUGGGCGCAUCACCGCGUAAUUCCCCGCCGCCAUUGCCGCCAACACAGCCAUGCGAAUCCAAUUCAGCUUCCCUGAGCUCGGAAUCCUCCGCUUCGUGUGUCACGGCCGCUACUGGCAGGGAUAUGCUCAGCGAGAUGGUUACAUCGUCGUGCAUAUCAUCUAAUCUCGCUUCGGAAAUGUCGAAUUCAGCUGAUGGCUCAACCACACAUGAGAAGUCGCUAACAUCCGGCCUCGAGGAUGUCGAAAAGCGUGAUUUGCCCACCCCCGAGUCCGGCAUAGGUGGCAGUUUGACGGCUAGUGAAAGCAGCGAAUCCAUCGUCAGCACAAUUUCCAACAACAGCAGUAAAGCUGAAAUUAUCGCCAACAUCAUCAAUUCAAUCGACUCAAAUUCACCGCCACCCACACCACUGUCUACGAUUAGUGCUGGCAGCGCAGAAAGCGGCAGCCACAUUAGCCACGCCAUUGCUGACAUCAAUUCCAACAGCAGCAAUGCAGCAACGCCAAUUUCAUCAUCAUCACCAGCUAACAGCGCUGAUUUGAACACCAAUUCUACCUCCAAUAGUGCCGUACCCGCAGCACCGAGUUUGCCGAAUAGCAUCGAUAACAGUAAUUCAAAUAGCUGUACAAGCAGCAGCAACAGCAGUGUUAGCGGCGAGCCACAAUCGACCACCAGCAGCAAUUGCUUUAACUCAACACCGACGCUAAUCGACACCAAGCUCGCGGAGUCCGCGAGUGAAGCGCUGCCCAAGUGCGCCAUCUCACCCAUACUCUCGCAACCGAAAACUAUACGCUUCCCUGCAGAGACAGGUGGUUUUCGGUAUGGUCCUAAAGGAGCUAAACGUCACGACGGCGUCUGCUACUGGGAUAAAUGCAAUAAGAAGCAUGAUAGCUGCUCCAAAUUGUUGGAUCACAUGCAGACACUACACGUCAAUACGCAAACUGGGCCGUUUUCAUGCCUCUGGGUCGGUUGCAAGGUGUACAAUAAGGAAUCGUGCUCGCGUCGCUGGUUGGAACGACACGUGCUAUCGCAUGGAGGCUCGAAGCAAUUCAAGUGCAUUGUCGAAGGUUGCGGCUUGCGUUUCGGAUCACAGCUGGCCCUUCAAAAGCACGUAAACAAUCAUUUUACGGCCACCGAAAAUAAGGAGAGCUCCAAUAAGCGUACCUCGGAUCCGCCAGUGCCCAAACAGCUGCGUAAGAAUGGCAAAAAGCUGCGCUAUCGACGUCAACCAUUUUCAGCGCGUAUGUUCGACUUCUUUGAUUCCGGCAUAAUGGAGGGUCUUCAACAUCGUCUGCGGCAAAUAAGCGUGCUUUCAACGAGCUCCAACACAAUAACGUUUCAGGGCCAGUGCAUGAUGCGCCGCAAAACACAGCAAGGCAGUUACGAGAGCUUUAUUCGUUGGUCACCGCGUGAAAUCAUUUCCGACGAGUGGGUGCCGGCUUGCGAUGGGCCUUACACGAAAACAGUUAACAUUAAACGUAUGCGUCCCGCGGAGAAGAUAAAGGUUGAGAGCCUACUCAUGACCGCUUACAAAAUGCCAUAUUCGCCAAAUCUGUUCGACGACGUCAGCGAUGAAGACGACGAUGAUGAUGAGGAGGCCUCCGAUGAUGGCGAUGAAGAUGAUGAAAAUAAUGAUGGCGACGACACCACCGAAUUGGCGACUUUAGUGGAAACGGUGCGCAGCUCACAACAGCAGAGUGCGCUUGCAAUUUCCCGUAAGCAAAUGCAGCAACGUCGUAAGCAUCCACGUAAGCCGCUGAAACGCGUGCAUUUGGAUAAACCAUUGAACGUUUAACUCGCUGAAGUUACUCGCCGUGGCAAGCGCCAGCGCUGCUCAAUGAUCUCCUACUAAGAAUUAGGCAAUGUUUGUGGCAAAUGAAAAGUCUGCAAUAUAUGAGUUAAGUGUUUAAUUUGUUAAGGCUCAUGGACAACAAUAAAAACAACAACAAUAAGAACAACAAGAGCGCAUACUACGCAGCAGUCAAUAUAGUAAUUAGUAUUUUUUUGUUAAAAUUAAUUGUAAAAUUUAAUCAAAGAUGACAUCGCAUAUACAUACAUACAAAUAUGUAUAUAUAUAAAUUAUAUUUUUUUAUACUUCCGUUUGUAAAUGUCUUAGAAGAGAGUAGAUUGCAUAAGCUUACAAAACGCACUUUAUGUAAAUAAAAUAUUUAGUGUAUUACUUAAUAAGCAUAUACCUAAUUGUAAGAGAAUUUAGCGUAGACAUUAUUUUUUACGAAUAAUACAUUUAUAAGCGACUUAAAAACUUAAAGCAUACAAAUUAUACAAAAAAAUACAUUCAAUUUUAUUUUUUCAAUUUAUAUCUAAUCAGUUAGUUGUAUUUUGUUUAAGUAUGGUUUUUAGAAAAUUGUUUUAAUAUUUGUUUUUAUGGUGCAAAGUUAUAACCUAAAUAUUAUUUUGUUAAAAUUUAUUUUUUUAACAUGAAAAAGCUUCAACUUUUUACAGCUUUUAUAACAAUUGUUAUCAUAUAAAGUGCUGCUGGCGAUUUUUCUCCGAUUAUAGUUUAAGU